AUAUUGUUUAAAAAUUCAGUUAAAAUUUAAUCAUAAAAAUGUAAGUACAGGAUUCGCCCUGUACCUCAAUUUUAAAACGAAAAAGUUUGAAUUUGUAAUUAACUGGCAUUUCAAAAACUUUUUAUGUCUUAAAAAUAAAAAAUAAACUGUUUCACUGGCGAAAGAAAAUUAAAAAUUCAGUUAAACUUUUGUGAAAAAAUAUUUAAAAAUAAAUUAAUUUAAAAUGGUUAAAAGGACACGUGAUGCGGAAGAAGGCAAGAAAAGAAAAAUGGCACGAUCGCGAUUUCGAAGUUUAAUACGAAGUGUCUCGUUAAAUCGGAUAUGGCUGGUGGAUGCUGCUGAACAAAAAUUAUCAUUAAAUGUCAAAAAAAAUAUUGCUAUGCUUGUGAGGACCCAGCGUAAAAUAGGUCUACUCACAAUGGCAGUAAGUUUAAAUUAUGAAAAAUCGUUGAUUAGAACGCAUCAUGCAAUACGCACUGUUGAUGAACGAAAACAAUUAGUGUCUUUGAUGUCUGGUCUAAAUUGUUUCAACAAAAUUCCACCGAAAGUUCGUGCUCGAUUAGCUAAAUGUGUAAAAUUUAUGGUAAUUGGCCCUGGAAGAACACUAAUUAAAGAAGGUGACUGGCCAAUGAUGGUAUAUUUUAUUCUUACAGGCGAAGUUGAAGUCAGCAAAAAUGUUUUUGAUCACAUACAAAAUUGUUGGGUAAAUCGAAUAGAAAAGAUUUGUGGUCCUGGAGAUUGUUUGGGUGAUGCCGAAUUAAUUGAAAGAAAUAGGCGAAGACAUACAUACACUACAACAAAUGUGGUUGAACUUUUGGUCGUAUUUGAAGAGGACUUCGAAUUGGUAUUACGGCCUGUAAUGGAACAACAAUGGAUAGAGAAGAAGAGUGCAAUAAUGGCUUUAAAUUAUUUCAAUUUUUUUACUACUGAUCAGAUUACAAAUGCUUGUAAAUUAUGUGUGCUACGACAAUUUGAGCCUCUGGAAACAAUCUACUACGAAGACAAGGGCCAGAUGAGUUAUGUACAUUUUGUCAUUAGUGGUGAAUGCAUGAUAUUGCAAUGUCUCAAAAUGGUGGUUAGCCAGAAAAAUGGAGUUAAAGCUUUCGAUCUAACUGACAUAGCCAAAGAAGGCUCCAAAUCAAUAUUUCAAGAUCUCUCGAACACACAAGUAUUACAGAUUUUAAAAGAUGAAAAUGGUUCUGUGAAUAGAUCUGCUUACGAUAUUAAUGAGAUCAUUGCAUCCGAUGACAAUGAAACUAAUAAGCAAUCUGCCAAAAGUCGUGAUUUUAAACAGAUCGAUAUUAAAAGCAUGGAAAUAAGAUGUGGUUUAGCUGAACCGAGCUAUCGAGGAUCUGCCGGAAGUCAUACACAAUUUUCAGAAGUAAAUAACAAUAAAAUUGCUGACAAAAUUGAAAUUAAAGCGGAACAAUCCCGUUGCCGAAAUGAGCAAAUAGUAGACAUCGAAGACUGUGAAAACAUAAAUGGUAAAGCUGACACAAGAAGCAAUAUUUCUAAAGAAGAAGAAAUCGCAAGAAAAGAAGAUGUACCUGAAAUGCGAUCCAGUAAAACUGAAUAUUUAAAUACUUUUUCAAAUCAAAAAUCUUUCGAUAACCAGAGUCAAAGAGAAAUUGAAGAAGGAUCCAAUAGGAAUGGCACGAAACGAUUUACUUUACAAUCAUUACGGGAUUCAAUACGCGAAUCUUUGUAUGGAUCUUCGAGUUCAGCAGAAAUUCAGUCACAUCAGCGUCCUACUGGAAAAAUUGAAAACCACUUUAUUGAUGUGGGCUCGCUUACAUUUGGAAGUAUUUUUGGCCUUGGUGAAAAACUGGAGCACCGUGUUAUAAUGGCUCGUACAACUGUUCAAUGCUUGAUGAUACCUCGAUUUUGGCUUCUUGAAAAAGAUCAAAAUCCUGGUAAUAUUUGGCAACGAAGACGAUUUUAUCUGGAUACAACCAUUCCAUCUAGACAGACGCUAUUUAAAGAUUUUCUAUAUACUCGUCAGUGGCAGAAAUUUAAAACAAAACUUAUUCAAAGUCAUUUAAAUCCCAACUCAAUUGCUAAUCCUACUCGUGUCCAAGAUAUACCAAUAAUAUGUCGUAUAGUAGAAGCACGUGACGAUUAAUUUUACAUACAUAUACAUAAAUACCUACAUAUGUACAUAUAACUCAAUAAAUAUGAUUUUUGACCUACA
This is a messenger RNA of Lucilia sericata (common green bottle fly), 2191 nucleotides long. RefSeq lists its product as uncharacterized. The record is from RefSeq and is a predicted model, not a curated record. Lineage: Eukaryota; Metazoa; Arthropoda; Insecta; Diptera; Calliphoridae. The coding region runs from base 224 to 2122 and encodes 632 amino acids. The transcript is spliced from 10 exons.